Molecule: messenger RNA, 1235 nt
Organism: Xenopus laevis (African clawed frog)
Lineage: Eukaryota; Metazoa; Chordata; Amphibia; Anura; Pipidae
Gene: rgn.L
Product: regucalcin L homeolog
Exons: 7
Coding region: 184-1083 (299 amino acids)
Biological process (GO): L-ascorbic acid biosynthetic process
Cellular component (GO): cytoplasm
Molecular function (GO): gluconolactonase activity; enzyme regulator activity; calcium ion binding
Source: RefSeq, a predicted model, not a curated record
AAGGACUUGGGGUAAAGUUCAUGCAGGAUCUGCCAUGUAAAGCGUGUGUUGCAUGUAGCUUUUAGGAAUGUGACAAACAGGAUUUCCACAAAACAAAAGGCUCCCUGUGCAAAGCCUAGCACUACAGCCCCGCUGCUCUUAUCACAGGAGAAGCUAUAGGCUCCAUUACCAGAAAAAGUGGACAUGUCUUCCAUCAAGAUAGAAUGUGUAGUCAGUGAGACGUACAAGAUUGGAGAGUCCCCAGUGUGGGAGGAGAAGGAAGGAACGCUACUGUUUGUGGAUAUUACAGGCCAAAAGGUUUGUCGGUGGGACCCCAGUACUAAGAAAGUGCAGAGUGUAUCAGUAGAAGCCCCAAUAGGAUCUGUGGCCCUUCGGAAAUCAGGAGGUUAUGUUUUGGCCAUGGGCAACACUUUUUCAGCUCUGAACUGGGAGGACCAGUCUGUUACCACUCUUGCACGUGUAGAUGAGGACAAGCCAAACAACAGGUUUAAUGAUGGCAAGGUUGAUCCUGAAGGAAGAUUUCUUGCAGGUACCAUGUCGCAAGAAAUUCGCCCUGCAGUAGUGGAGAGGAACCAGGGUUCUUUGUUCACCCUCUACCCUGACCAUUCUGUCGUGAAACACUUUGACAUGGUUGAUAUCUCUAAUGGAUUAGACUGGUCUCUGGAUCACAAAACUCUCUAUUACAUAGACAGUCUGUCCUUUAAAGUUGAUGCCUUAGACUAUGAUAUGAAAACUGGCAAAAGCUCAAAUCGAAGGACUCUGUACAAAUUACAGCAGGAUGAAGGGAUCCCAGAUGGCAUGUGCAUAGAUGCAGAAGGGAAACUCUGGGUGGCCUGUUAUAAUGGAGGAAGAGUGAUCCGCAUAGAUCCUGAAACAGGGAAGCAAAUUCAGACUGUAAAGUUACCUAUCGAUAAGACAACUUCCUGCUGCUUUGGAGGCCCGGAUUACUCAGAGAUGUAUGUGACUUCUGCUUGUGAUGGGAUGGACGAAGACUGGAAGAAACGCCAGCCUCAAUCUGGAGGGAUAUACAAAAUUACUGGACUUGGAGUAAAAGGAAUCGCACCAACUGCAUUUGCUGGUUAAUUAAGAGCUCUCAGUGUUCCAGGCAACAUCGGAGAAUGUAGAAAUUCUAUUAGCUUUAUCUACAGACCUCCCAUGUUAGUGCUGACUCUUCUGACCUCAAAUAUAUAGCACAUCUCUUACAUCUCUUAAUAAAACCAUCUGGUUUUUUUUUA